Molecule: messenger RNA, 792 nt
Organism: Eimeria maxima
Lineage: Eukaryota; Apicomplexa; Conoidasida; Eucoccidiorida; Eimeriidae
Exons: 7
Coding region: 1-792 (263 amino acids)
Source: RefSeq, a predicted model, not a curated record
AUGGCAAACCGAAUUCCAGCUGAUGCGGCCUGCGCGUUCGACGGGAUGCUCCCGCCAACGGACUCAGCCGCAUUUUUGACCCACUUUGACUUUUCUGCAAUAGAUGAAAUGGACCCCUCUCUUGCCGAUGGCCAUGUGAUCCUCUAUGAACGAGAAGUUCCCUGCGAGCUCCGCAUGCAGGAGGGUUCAAAAGCACCUCAGGAUGUGGGAAGACUCGAGCCUAUCAGGGUGAAAGUUCUAAUUAUGGGGGAAGAGACAAAUCCCCAAGAAGUUCGGAUCGAACUGGCCAGCGAGAACGACUUGUUCUUCCAUUAUACCCAUGUGGUUGAUGAAAAGGCUUUUCGGCAGAUGCAACAAAACCAAAAGUUGAUGAUUGAAUUCGCGGAUUAUCCGCACGUUCUUAUGAAGAUGCUCAACUCGUGCAUCAGAGAACCCCAAAGUGCUAUCUAUGUUGUGUUCUGCUUCGCACGAAGUUUUCUUGCUGUCUUUAUAAUGGAGACGACGGGAAAAGGCCGGCUCGAUUUUAUUCAGAACAUGGAAUACAAGUUCAUUGAGCUUCUAUCGUGUGACUUUCGCCAAAGCUCAGAAGAAGUCAUUCGGCAGCAGAUGUCUUUUCGCUACAAUGCGCUCAAGUCAAAGCUUGCCCUUAUGCAUGCGAGACUACACGACAUUGGAGCGCUCGUCAAGGUCAAAAGCCCAUCGCUGUUGCUGCAUCUUCAAAAGUCUGCUGCCCAUCAGUUGCAGACCAAGCGUGGCGGGAUGCGCAGCUCCACGCUGAACACGAAACCGUAG